GAUUUCAUUUCAUUUCUAUUUUGUGUGUUUCUACAGUAACAAAGAAUAAAUAAAAUUCCAAAGCAAAACCCACAACAAAGUCUUACUAUGCUAUGCUAUGCUCUCUAAUCCGUCUGCGCCGUUACGCUUCACACUCUCUACUCCCUCUCCGUCUCUUCUCUCCGAUUAACCGUUUCUCCUCCGUGGCCGCCGCCAUGGUUGCCCACGCCAAAGACGACGCGUACCUGAACGCGGUGAUUCCGAAGCGCAUCCAGUUGUUCGAGACUAUUCUGGCCGAGCAACGCACCCAGCGCCUCUCUCUCUCCUCGGAUCCCAUCAAGGUCACUCUCCCCAACGGCAACGUUAAGGAAGCGAAGAAGUGGCUCACAACUCCUCUUGAUAUCGCUUGCGAAAUCUCUAAGAAUUUAGCUGCUAACGCUCUCAUUGCCAGAGUCAAUGGCGUGCUUUGGGACAUGACUCGCCCGCUAGAGGAGGAUUGCCAGCUACAGAUCUUCAAGUUCGAAGACGACGAAGGCCGCGACACUUUCUGGCACUCUAGCGCUCACAUUCUCGGCGAGUCUCUUGAGACGGAGUAUGGAUGCAAGCUCUGCAUUGGGCCCUGCACUACCAGAGGAGAGGGGUUCUAUUAUGAUGCAUUUUACGGUGACUUGAGUCUCAAUGACGAUCACUUUAAACAAAUCGAGGCUGUUGCAUUGAAGGCUGUCGCGGAAAAGCAACCCUUUGAGCGCAUUGAAGUUACUCGUGAUCAGGCACUUGAGAUGUUUUCGGAUAAUAAGUUUAAGGUUGAGAUUAUAAAUGAUUUGCCUGCUGACAAAACUAUCACGGUAUACAGAUGUGGUCCCCUGGUUGAUUUAUGUCGUGGACCACAUAUACCUAAUACAUCCUUUGUGAAAGCAAUUGCAUGCUUAAAGGCUUCAUCAGCAUAUUGGAGGGGUGACAAAAAUCGGGAAAGUUUACAAAGAGUUUAUGGCAUAUCUUAUCCCGAUCAAAAGAGUUUAAAGGAAUAUUUGCUUCGGCUGGAGGAGGCUAAAAAGUAUGAUCACAGGAUUUUGGGUGUUAAGCAGGAACUUAUUCUUCAUCAUGAAUGGAGCCCAGGAAGCUGGUUUUUUCUUCCACAUGGUGCUCGAAUCUACAACAAGCUCAUGGAGUUCAUUCGAAAUCAGUACAGAGACAGGGGGUAUCAAGAGGUCAUAUCUCCAAAUGUAUUUAACAUGGAUCUGUGGGUGCAAUCUGGUCAUGCUGCAAAUUAUAGAGAGGAUAUGUUUAUCUUAGAGAUUGACAAACAAGAGUUUGGGUUGAAACCUAUGAAUUGCCCAGGGCACUGCUUGAUGUUUAAGCACAGGGUUCGAUCUUAUAGAGAACUCCCUCUUCGUCUUGCUGACUUUGGGGUUUUACAUCGGAAUGAAGCUAGUGGUGCCUUGAGUGGAUUAACCCGUGUUAGGAGAUUUCAGCAGGAUGAUGCUCAUAUUUUCUGCAGGGAGUCCCAGAUAAAGGAUGAAGUGAGAAAUGCCUUGAAUUUCAUCAAUUAUGUGAAUGACAUAUUUGGGUUCACAUAUGAGCUGAAACUUUCAACGAGGCCAGAGAAAUAUUUAGGAGAUUUUGCUACUUGGGAGAAGGCUGAAAGUGCUCUUAAAGAAGCUUUAGAUGAUUUUGGCAAGCCUUGGCAGCUGAAUGAAGGGGAUGGUGCAUUCUACGGACCAAAGAUAGACAUAAGUGUAUCUGAUGCAUUGAGUAGGAAAUUUCAGUGUGCAACUUUGCAGCUUGAUUUCCAGCUUCCUGAUCGGUUUAAGUUGGAAUACUCAGCUGAGGAUGAAGCCAAAAUUGAGAGACCUGUAAUGAUACAUAGAGCCAUUCUAGGAUCUGUUGAGCGCAUGUUUGCCAUACUUUUAGAGCACUACAAGGGUAAAUGGCCCUUCUGGCUCAGUCCUCGUCAAGCGAUUGUAUGCCCUGUGUCAGAGAAAUCACAAUCUUAUGCAUUACAGGUGCGAGAUCAAAUCCACCAAGCAGGGUAUCAUGUUGAUGCUGAUACAACUGAUAGGAAGAUUCAGAAGAAGGUGCGAGAAGCACAGUUGGCACAAUACAAUUACAUCUUGGUUGUUGGAGAGGAGGAAGCUAAUACAGGACAGGUGAGUGUACGAGUUAGAGACAAGGCGGAUCACAACGUUAUGAGUAUUGAGAAUCUACUCAAACAUUUCAGAGACGAAAUUGCAGCUUUCCACUGAUACUCUGCUUGUGAGAACAGUUGAUUUCAGCCCAGAUAUCUGAGUUGUACUCAUUUGUCUGCAUUUAUUUAUAUUACCAACCCAACAAGUUAUUGUUAUUUAUGAAUGAUUUGAGUGAUCUCUGUAUUUCAUUUCUGUCGCGACUAAUAUAAUGUGAAUUUUGGU
Messenger RNA from Abrus precatorius (Indian licorice), 2387 nucleotides. RefSeq names its product threonine--tRNA ligase, mitochondrial 1. NCBI's taxonomy places the organism in Eukaryota, Viridiplantae, Streptophyta, Magnoliopsida, Fabales, Fabaceae. Bases 93 to 2222 code for a protein of 709 amino acids. The record is from RefSeq and is a predicted model, not a curated record. The transcript has 19 exons. Gene Ontology annotation, biological process: threonyl-tRNA aminoacylation. Gene Ontology annotation, molecular function: ATP binding; threonine-tRNA ligase activity. Gene Ontology annotation, cellular component: mitochondrion; cytoplasm; chloroplast.